Messenger RNA from Leptopilina boulardi, 891 nucleotides. It is a transcript of the gene fabp, whose product is annotated as sodium/calcium exchanger regulatory protein 1. The record is from RefSeq and is a predicted model, not a curated record. Bases 186 to 581 code for a protein of 131 amino acids. Gene Ontology annotation, molecular function: fatty acid binding. The transcript is spliced from 3 exons. Gene Ontology annotation, biological process: fatty acid transport. Gene Ontology annotation, cellular component: cytosol; nucleus. Lineage: Eukaryota; Metazoa; Arthropoda; Insecta; Hymenoptera; Figitidae.
GCCCAUGUGGUGGUAUAGGUCGUUUCACUACGUUCCAGUGCUAUUCAGUUUGUCAUGGAGUUUACCGGUGUCUGAAAAGAAUCGAGGACCCAACAACAUUUCCCUUCUAUAAUAUCAACUGAAUAGAAUUUUUGUCAUUUUACAUUUCAAUUUUUAUAUUUCUAAAUAAAUAAAUAAAAAAAAAAAUGUCUUUCCUUGGCAUAAAAUAUAAACUCGCACAGAGUGAAAAUUUCGAAGAGCUCAUGAAGGCUUUAGGUGUUGGACUCAUGACGCGAAAAAUGGGAGCGGCAGUGAGUCCAAUUGUUGAAGUUACCCUCGAUGGUGAUGAAUAUACAAUGAAUACAACGAGCACUUUUAAGAAUUCGGAAAUCAAAUUUAAACCGGGUGUUGAAUUUGAUGAGGAAACACCUGACGGAAGGAAGGUCAAGACAACAAUCACCGUUGACGGAGAUAAAAUGACUCAAAUUCAAAAAGGCGAUAAAGAUACAAUCAUUGAACGAGAAUUUACACCUACUGAAAUGAAAGCCAUAAUGAAGGUGGAUGACAUUGUCUGCACGAGAAUUUACAAAGCACAAAAUUAAUUAUAUAUCUUUUACGAGAGAAAUAAUAUAAUCGACGAUAUAUUAUAAAAAAUAAUGAUCUGCACAAGUUUUAAGAAUGGAAAUUUCAUUCACAUUAUUAUUAUUAUUGAGAAAGAAAAAAAAAAUUAAGGAAAAAAAAGAAGAAUAAAAUAUUUCUUCAUUAUAAAAAUAAUAAAAAUUUGAACAAAAAAAAAUGUAUUUUUCGCCGCAAAACGCAUUCCUCUUGUUCACCUGUUUUUCUCAUCAGGUAGUCGAGACUGCUUGUCAUGCAUUUUUCACAAUAAAGCUUUUUUUUAUUUAAAAAAAAAAA